CAGGUAGAACCGAAAGUGAAAGAAGGAAAUAAACAUACGCCAUUUCGAGACUUUAGACCUUUACUCUCUGUUUAAUCGGUUGUUCAUUUUAUGUAAAUGAGAGCAAGUAAACACUAAAAUGAGUCUUCAAAAUGAGACAGAAGAUGAGGAGUCUACCUGUAAAAUGAGUUCUGCAUCUCCUGGACCAAGCUGUGUGUCUAUGAAGAGUGAUCAGUCCAUGAUAAUAAUACCUCCUGAGCUCAGCAAUGCACCAGUGACCUCUGACCUCAGCAGGAGACAGAGAUCAGAGUCUCCAGAACACAGCUGUGUGUCUCUGAAAAGUGAUCAGUCCAAGGGGAAAAAUCCUCCUGAGCUCAGUAAUGCACCAGUGACCUCUGACCUCAGGAGACAGAGAUCAAAGUCUCUAGAACACAGCCAUGUGUCUGUAAAAAGAGAUCGAAUCAAGAGGAAGAAUCCUCCUGGCUUCAGUGAUGCAACUGAGACCUCUGACCUCCGUUUUAGCAGUCAAAAGAAACCUAAGGUGGUCGGAUCUGUCCAGUCUUCUACAUCCAAAAAUCAGACUCGUGUCAUUCAGGAAAAUACAGAAACACCCCUGCAGAGACAAACACUAGAGACUGGAGACCUGCAGAGAGUCAAAGAUCAGCACAAAUCCAGCAUGAAGAAUAAAUAUGAGAGAUUACUUGAGGGAAACAAACCCAAUCAGAAUGAAACCCUCCUGAACCGGAUCUACACCCAGCUGUACAUCCUAGAGGGAGAGAGUGAAGGAGUGAAUGAAGAACAUGAGGUUUUACAGAUGGAGAAAACAGCCAGAACAAAACACUCCCAACACACUCCAAUCUACUGCAAUGACAUCUUUAAAGAGGAGAAAGAGCAAAUCAAGACUGUUCUUACUAAAGGCAUCGCUGGAAUCGGAAAAACCGUCUCUGUGCAGAAGUUCAUUCUGGACUGGGCCGAGGGAAAAGCCAAUCAGGAUGUAGAUUUCAUGUUUGUGCUUCCAUUUCGAGAGCUGAACUUGAUCAGAGAUCAUCAGUACAGUCUUCACACACUUCUGCUGGACUUUCAUCCUGAACUUGAAGAUCUGGAGCCCAAGAUUUAUGAGGAGUGUAAAGUUGUGUUCAUCUUUGAUGGUCUGGAUGAAAGCAGAAUCACACUGAUGUUUUCAGACGCUCCGCAAGUUUGUGAUGUGACUGAGACUUCAUCAGUGGCUGUGUUGAUGUCAAAGCUGAUGAAAGGAGAGCUGCUUCCCUCUGCUCUCAUCUGGAUCACCUCCAGACCAGCAGCAGCCAAUCAGAUCCCCUCCAAAUACAUCAAGCGUCUGACAGAAAUUCAGGGAUUCACUGAGCCUCAGAAGGAGGAAUAUUUCAGGAAGAGAAUCAGUGAGCAGCAUCAAGCCAGCAGAAUCAUCUCACACAUCAGAAGAGCAAGAAGCCUCCACAUCAUGUGCCACAUACCCGUCUUCUGCUGGAUCUCAUCCACUGUGCUUCAGAAGCUCCUGGAAGAAGAUCUGAGUGCAGAAAUCCCUCAAACUCUGACUGAAAUGUACAUCCACUUCCUGCUGAUUCAGAUCAACAUGAGGAAUCAGAAGUAUGAAGAGAGAGAUCCAGAGAAACUCCUGCAGUCCAACAGAGAAGUGAUUGUCAAACUUGCUGAAGUGGCUUUCAGACAGCUGAUGAAGGGCAAUGUGAUGUUCUAUGAGGAGGACCUGAUUGAGAGCGGCGUAGACGUCUCUGAAGCCUCAGUGUAUUCUGGGAUUUGCUCUGAGAUCUUUAAGGAGGAAUCUGUGAUUCAGCAGAGGAAAGUCUACAGCUUCAUCCAUCUGAGUGUUCAGGAGUUCCUGGCUGCUUUCUAUGUGUUUUACUACCAUUUGAACACAACCAUGGUGGUACUGAAGAAAUUUGCUUCAUUGCACAACCUACUUAAAGGUGCAGUAGAUGAAGCCACUGAGAGUGAGAAUGGGCAUCUGGAUCUGUUCCUGCGGUUCCUGCUGGGCGUCUCACUGGAGUCCAAUCAGAGACUCUUCCAGGAUCUACUGACACACACAGAGAAGAGCUCAGAGAGCAUCAGGAGAACCACACAGUACAUUAAAGAGAAGAUCAGAGAUGGACAUGGACUCUCCACUGAAAGAUCCAUCAAUCUGUUUCUCUGUCUGCUGGAAGUGAAAGAUCAGACUCUGUCCAGAGAGAUUCAGGAGUUUAUGAAAUCAGACAAACAGUCAGAGAAGAAACUCUCUCCUGCUCACUGCUCAACAAUCGCCUACAUGCUUCAGAUGUCAGAGGAGGUGCUGGAUGAGCUGGAGCUCCAGAAAUACAACACAUCAGAUGAGGGCAGAAGAAGACUGAUACCAGCCGUCAGCAACUGCACAAGAGCUCUUCUUGCUGGCUGUAAUCUCUCUGCUCAGGAUUGUGAAAUUGUGUCGUCAGUUCUUCAAUCCUCAAACUGUGUCCUGAGAGAGCUGGACCUGAGUAACAAUGACCUGCAGGAUUCAGGAGUGAAGCUGCUCUCUGAUGGACUGAAGAAUCCAAACUGUCAGCUGGAGAUACUGAGGUUGUCUGGCUGUAUGGUGACAGAGGAAGGCUGUGGUUUUCUAUCUUCAGCUCUGAGUUCAAACCCCUCACACCUGAGAGAGCUGGAUCUGAGCUACAAUCACCCAGGACAAUCAGGAGUCCAGCUGCUCCAACACACACUGGAGGAUCCACACUACACACUGCAGAAACUCAAUUUGGACCAUGGAGGACUUUCAUAUAUGACACCUGGACUGAGAAAAUAUGCCGUUAAUCUCACACUGGAUCCAAACACAGCACACACUCAACUCAUCCUGUCUGAUGAAAACAAAACAGUAAGAUGUGUGGCAGAUUCUCAGCCGUAUCCUGAUCAUCCAGACAGAUUUAAGACCAAUGAGCAGGUUCUGUGUAGAGAGCCUCUGACUGGACGCUGUUACUGGGAGGUGAAAUGGAGCGGCUCUGGUCAUAUUGGAGUAGCUUAUUUUGGCAUCGACAGGGAAAAUGGGCUUGAAUCUUGGUUUGGACUCAAUGAAAACUCAUGGAGUCUGUACUGCAGUGAUAGAAAUUACACAGUCUGGCACAGAAAUAAGAGCGCUGAUAUUAUUGCUCCUUCAUCUAGUACUAAUAGAGUAGGAGUGUAUGUGGACGUGCCAACCGGCUCUCUGUCUUUCUACAGCGUCUCUGACACAAACACACCCACACUCAUACACACAUUCAACACCACAUUCUCUGAACCCCUCUAUACAGGAUUUAGCAUUUAUCCUGAAUCUUCAGUGACUCUGUGUCAGAUUUAACAAUAACGGAAGCACAUCUUCACCAUCUCAGAGCAAAAAGACUAAAAAGGUCAUUGUACUUUGUUAUUUAUAGUUCAACAAGUUUGCAAUUGUGACAUUUUAAAAGUUACAGAAUUAUUAGCAUGAGCUUUAGUUGCAAAUAAAGUCACAAUGCACAAAAUACAGUGACAACUGCCAGAAAUAAAUCCACUUAUAAAAGUACUUCAAGAGUUCACACUUAGCUGAUGAUUGAUUAUAAAGCGUGUUUGGCAUGCUCUCCCGGAAAAGAGCUCUGAGCUCAGCAGAUCCUCAAGCCUCCCAUUUGAAGGGAGUUUGAGCUCAGGUAGACCCUGAGACCUCCGCCACUUAUUAAGGUUAUUGAUGAGUUAGGAGUUCUACACAAUUCGUUCAUGGUGUCCCAACACAAAUUGAUUAAGUUAACUAAACACUUUUAACAUAUUUAUGUGGAUUGAACAUACAAAAUUAAGUUGCCCCAAUGAAAUCUCAGAAAUUGUGUUUUUUCAGCUCAUUAUAAAUAAGUAAUUUGAAUGAGCACAAAAAAAAUUGAGUGUAUUAGAGAUAUAAGCUGCCUAAGAGUUUGUCUUAUGGUGAUACUUUGGAUUAGUCAAUUUCCUUAUAUUAUCUUUGGAUGGUUGAAGGAAACUGGGGAACCCGGGGAAAACCUACGUAAGCAUGGGUAGAACAUGCAGACUUUGCACAGAAAUGCUGGCUGGCCCGGGAAGGGCUCGAACCAGUGGUGUUCUUGCUGUGAGGCAACAGUGCUAACCCCUGGGCCGCCAUGCCGCCCUAUCUGGAGAAGGGCGAGGAGUAGGGGUGACUUCAAGACGAUGACUAAAGUGAAAAAUAACUCUGGUUAUAGUGAGUUAGGAUUCGUCUGAGUGGCGCGAUAUGUGUAGCUGAUGCGGGACCAGCCGUGAUCAAUCAUAAGCACUUGAUUCUCUCAAAAUUAGUUAAUAAAUAAACCUCACAAAGUCAUUAUUACAAGAAAAUGCCUCAUUAAAAUCUUACAAGCUAUUCAUAAAAAUAUGAAUAGCUGUAAAUUGAACGAAGUAUUGACAUAUGAAUUUUAGUUUUAAGGCUUUCUGUGCUGUUAAAUAAGUUUUCCUAUGAAGUAAUGAACAUCAGCUCACACAAGUGCAAAUAAAGGAUGUGACCACUACUGGUUAAUUUUCCACUUUAACUCAGGUUUAUAAUAUUAUUUUAACUACCUUUUUUUUUUUGUGAGUCUGUUCAAGUAUUAUAUUUUUGCAAUAUAAUACUUUCUGUCGAGCACAUAGCUAGCACAUGGAAAGGCUGUUUCAAACUUGUUUGUGUUUAUAUCAAAAGCAAGAAUAAAACAGAUCAAUGUAAACCGGC
Molecule: messenger RNA, 4651 nt
Organism: Danio rerio (zebrafish)
Lineage: Eukaryota; Metazoa; Chordata; Actinopteri; Cypriniformes; Danionidae
Source: RefSeq, a predicted model, not a curated record